This is a messenger RNA of Cylindrotheca closterium, 1797 nucleotides long. The record is from the annotation of a GenBank genome assembly. NCBI's taxonomy places the organism in Eukaryota, Bacillariophyta, Bacillariophyceae, Bacillariales, Bacillariaceae.
AUGAGCAAUAAACAAGCAGGUUGUUUCGUUUAUCGUGUGAUAGACGCAGAAUAUCCCAUUGUUGUUAGAUCUGCACCUAGUUGGGAUGAUGCCUAUAAAACAAAGAUACAAGCCAAGAAUGGGAAUUUGGUUUCCAUUGAUUGCAUUAUUCAAGUAGAUCACGACAACAACAAUAAUAAAGGAGGUCCCAAAUUCUUGAGACUUGCCGAUGGAUCUGGCUGGUUAUUUGAUAGGGCAUUCUCCAGCAAUGGGAACGGACCCGUCAUCAUGGAGCCUGUUCCAGUCGAAUCGGGUCUUUGGUGCUUUUAUGUAGACAACAAUCCAGUUGGAAUACUACUUCGGAACCACCCCAUUGAUGAUUGCGCAAGCACUGAUCUGAAUAAUUUUGUUCUACCUGGGAUAACUCUUCCGCCACAGCAAAAGAUCUACUGCGACCGGAAAGUAAUUGAUGGAUCGACGACCUUCUAUCGCAUCCAAGGUUCCAUAUCGUCUUGGGUCUUUGACAAGCGUGGCGCUCGGUUUAUGCUAGUUCCGGAACACAGCAUCGCUUGUGGUCUUUUUGCCUAUCAAAUAACAAGUAAUGAUGGCGUCGCGAUGAGAGAUCAACCAGACGUUGGAGAGGAAGCAAAGAUACCAAAUUGCAUCGCCGAUGUAGGAAAUCUAGUCGUCGGUGACUACCUUCGACAAUCGCCGCAUGGCGAAAGCAAUGGCCCAUUUUUGCGUUUGACAAAUGGAAUGGGGUGGCUUUUUGGAUACAAAUAUUGUCAACAGGUAAUGAGAGAAGUCUUAAUUGGGACGGGGCUUUGGUAUUGGAAAGUGGUGAACAGAAUUCAGUUGCGCAAGCAACCCAUUGAUCUCUUCCAGUAUCGCUUUCCUACAGAAUAUCCUCCAGGUGCUAUCUUGACGUGCGAUCGUCAGAUUAUUGGGGCCAAUGGAGUAAAGUUUUACCGCGUCAAAGGGACAACUGGAUGGGUCUUUGAUAGACGAGAUGACUAUUCAAUGCUAACUCCUUGUAGUGCUCCAAACGGGAAUUCUUUAGUCAUGAUGAGUUCACCGCCUGCUUCAUCAUUGCCAAUAAGUUGGACGAUUGAUUUUGUCAGGGGGGUGGCAUGUGCCAUUGAAGGAAUCCAAGAGAUUGGAUUGAAUGAAGAGAGUCGAAUUAUUUCGUUUUCCAAAGAUGGACCCACGAAAACUCGAAUCAAUGUCUAUUAUACGACAAGAACUAUCGGUACAGUCUUAGAUCAUCCGAGCCAAGGGAGGACACAACUAUUCCGUCGUGAUUGUACCAUUGGUGAACUUGCUGAGAUUAUGAGAAAUCCUCGGGUUCAUACGAGUAAAGGAUACACUCGAAAAAGGCAGAGAACUAGUGCGGAACAAGCAGGAAGCAGCAUCGAUGCGGAAGAAGAAACAAGAAACAAGUUAAUAGAAGUGGACGAGGCACUGGAGACUCUCGAAGAGCGGCGACGCAACUUGGUAGCGUCCAUUGUAGAACACGAUUCAAAACGUCAUAGGUUGGAAGGGGACGCCUCCAAAUUAUUGAACAACCAUGUACAAACAUGCGAUAAUGAAAAACGGCUGGCCGACAAUGCACGAGAGAUGGCGAUACGGCUAGUAGCCAACGCUGAAAGAGAAAAGGCGUCACGAACGUGCCAGAUUUGCAACCGUGUAUUUGGUUCUGUCCAAGCCCUCGACAAUCACAAUGGCGCUGUUCAUACCCAUCAAUGCAAGUUUUGCUACAAACAGUUUAGCAACCCACACGCUUUGAACCAGCACUGCACAGCUACGGGACAUUUUUAA